Molecule: messenger RNA, 1492 nt
Organism: Paramormyrops kingsleyae
Lineage: Eukaryota; Metazoa; Chordata; Actinopteri; Osteoglossiformes; Mormyridae
Gene: c2cd4a
Product: C2 calcium dependent domain containing 4A
Source: RefSeq, a predicted model, not a curated record
ACAUAAGAGCCAGACCAGUAAGAGGAGAGAAUACCAGCUAUAAUCCAGAUACAGACAGAGUGCGGGAUUUGCUGUAAGCCAUUACGAUCUCUGGAGUCUUGGCCCAGUCCAGCUUCCAUGUGGGUGUUUGAGAAGAUCCGCGUCUCUGUGGAACGAACAAACCUGUCGCUCUCCAUAGCAGAGUACAGCUUCAAGCUGGGUGACGGCAUGUUUGGGGAGAGACCGUCUCCCGAAAAGGGCAAGAAGACCCCCUUAUGUCCGAAUGUUAUCACCCCAGACACCAUUCCUGAGUUUUGCAUACCUCCGAAGAUCAGCUCCCAGCAUGAAGAGCGGGGGGGCGACACUGUCAAGCCAGGUUAUGGUCUUAAGUGCAGGGCUCCACGAGACCUGCCAAUGAGGGAUGUGUUCAGCUCACAUAUCAUCCAGGUGGAGGCUGUGGAUGAGGCUCCCCAGGACAAUGGGUACAGCGAUGAGGACAGCACCAACGCAGACCCCCAGAGCCAGGCUGCCCUCUCACUCCCUCAUCUCCCAAAGGCACACACCUGUUACGGCUUUUGUACCUUACUAGAGAGCCCACACACCAGGAGGAAGGAGUCGCUGUUCCACAGUGAUCCAGCUAUCUACAGCCUCCCGUUCACGCCCCCCCCCGCAGGCAGGUCCCAGGUCAAGCUGCUCACCACAGGCUCCUUGGCCAGGCUCGGUGGCCUGACCUCCAAGCUCUCUCCCCGAGGACUGAUGCUGGGCAGGCAGGGCACCCUGGACAGUGACACCACCUCUUCAGCGGAGUCGUCCCCCUUCAGCUCCCCGCUCCUGGUGCGACCAUGUCCCCGGGGAUCCCUCUUCAAGGCCCUGAGCCGUGAGAAGCUGGUGUGCAGGGGUCCUAGGAGGACCGCUGCGUUUCGCAACGACUCGUUGUCCACUGACGAGGGUAGCUCCACGGACAACAGCCCCAACGUCCUGCGGAGAGCGUCGGAGGGCCCAGUUGACCAGACCUUCAGCCUAGCUCCUCCUGUCAUCUUCCCCACAGAGUUGGAGCUCUACAGGGACCGAGUACUGAGAGAAAGUCGCGUCCCCCUGGGCCGGGAUGGUGCCCUCCGGCUGUCCGCCGAAUACAGCGCUGAGAACCGCCGGUUCCGCGUUCGCCUCAUCAGCGCAGAGGGCCUGUACACCCCCUCAGUGAACCCCCGAGGCAUCAGCUGUACAGUCAGCCUCUCUCUCCUGCCUGGGAGGGUCCAAAAACAGCGCAGCACGGUCAUCCGGAAGAGCCGGAACCCCAUCUUCAAUGAGGAAUUCUUCUUCGACGGCGUUUCUGAAGACGACCUCUACUGCAGGUCCCUUCGCUUCAAGGUGAUCAAUAAAAUGUCCAUGAAAAGAGACUAUACCCUGGGACACUGUGAGAUACCCCUGUCCAGCAUCGUGACCCUGUAAUCAUAUACAGUCUGGAAUGUUCUAUUUAAAAACACACACUCGUACCUAUGAGAAUUUAUUUAUA